Messenger RNA from Ectocarpus siliculosus, 1445 nucleotides. The record is from the annotation of a GenBank genome assembly. Lineage: Eukaryota; Phaeophyceae; Ectocarpales; Ectocarpaceae.
AUGAUUUCGGCGUUUGUACUGUACAUGGCAGCAAGACACGGAGGCGGCGGAGCUCCUCGAGGACGCAAUCGAUGGGCCGGAGCAUCGGCAAGGCCACGGGGGAAUGCAAGUCGACCGCCUCGGCCCACCCACUUCCUGUCGGUACGGAUCGACAAUCCGCAGAUAUGGGCAAAGAUAUCAACCAUCCAGGGUGACAUCUUGGCCGGAAACCAGCACCUGACAGACGCGGCAAUCCCGGUCCAAGCCUCGCACCUGACCCUCUUCGUGCUGACGCUAAGCGAGAAAGACGGUAGCCUGCAGCAAGCCAGAGAUACCCUCGAACACUGCGGAGACCUCUUGCUGGAGCACGGCCUCUCCCCCGAAGUCGACCUCCAGGCAUCAGCCAGCAGAGCAGAGAGCGUGCCUGAUGACCAUAUGCAUCCGGCUGCUCUCGCCAUAGGGGACAGCAACGAGACAGCGCCGGGGGUAGCGGCAGCCUCACCCUUGAUGCUCUCCUUCCGAGACCUCGGUCACUUUCGGAACAAGAUUUUGUUCGCAAAGCUUGUGGAAGACGAGCAAGCGACCAGGCUCAGGGGGUUGGCGUCCUCGCUCCACCGACGGUUUUCCGAGGCCGGUCUCGUGGAAGAAGCCGCGGGUUUUCCAAGCCGUAAGGGUGAAAAGAGGGGCGACGGGGACGGGGGCGGCGGCAGCGGCAGCGGCACCAGCAGCGACAGCUUCGAGUUCACGCCUCACCUCACAAUCAUGAAGACUUCGAAGCUCAGGGAUAGGGGUACCUUGAUACCGGCCGAUUCGUACGACCGGUAUCAGAACGGUUUCGUUGUCGGCCAUCACGCACCAUCUAGCGUCGAACUGUCGAGCAUGCUGGAGAAGGAAGAUGUGCCGCCUUUGGAGGGUUGGGAGCCCAGACCGUACUACAAGUGCGAGCAUAGGCUCGGUCUCUGCACCCCUGCGGUGUAAGUAGUGUUUUGAGUCGAGCUUUUAUUGUCAUGUUCGGAGAGGGGGAGAGAGAAGGCAGCCUAGCGCGUACAAUCGCCAGCGUGCCCCAGCUUUCGCUCAGGUGCACGCCAUGACAUCCAAGUUCCUGUGACUCAUUGCGUCUAUAGAGAAUCAGAGUCAGUUAGUUGGGGUCUUCUGUCCUGCUUGCAGCCAGCGAAGAGAGCCGCUGGGAAAGAAAAAAGGUAAGGCAUGCUACGCCUUAACUACAGUAGCUUGAUCUCGGGUCGGACUCCUUGCACAUGUCAGCUCAACAGCAGGGGCUGCGUUAUCGGUUUUGGCGUCUGCAGGUCAGUCUGAUGUGAAACUUGUACGGCACAGCACCGUCUCGCAACCAUGCGUUAAUUAAAUCAGGGCAAUGACGUCUGCUAGCAGGCACGUUCAUUCUGAACGGCCUUUUCCUUGUUUCGGGUAUCUGCGAUGCCUCUGUCCAUGUUUAUUGCGUGCGUUGU